GCAAAUAAGAUCGGUACAAACUUUAAAGCUCCUAGUACGCUUCUAGUAAUGGCAAAGUAGCUUCGAGUGUCACUUAGAAGUAGCCUUUACUGUUCACUUCGAGGCAAAAGCAACGUGGGAUCGUCUGGGACGAACAACAAUCGGGGAAGCACCCGGAACAGAAGAACCUCAAGGAACAGGACAGAGACACCCAUGCACAAGCAAGUGUGAAAAACCAGGCUUCAGUUCAGGACCAGGGGUGUUUACUUCUCAUUAAACAAGAUCCAAGCGAUACCUGCGUGUUUGAGUUGUCGAGUCCCAGCCCUAUGGAUCCGCAGCUGCAAGAGAUGCUGCUGGCCCCAAAGUGCAGUGUUCGGCUUUCGAGAGUAAAACUGGAACCUCCUGACGCUGCAUGUCUACACGAACAGGGCCAGAUACAGGAACAGUACUGCAGCGAGUCUCCAUUAAGAAGCGAUAGUUACGGAGUGACAGCUGGGACGUGUGACAUUAAAGAAGAACCUCGAGAGGAAUCUUCAAAGGAACAUGCAAUAGUGGAAGUCAAAACGGAGCCUUAUAACGUUGCAAUCUUGACUGGACCGGACCAUAUAGUACACAGCUGUGAUUCAACAUCAGAAGGCAUGACAGCUGGGAUAUGUGACGUUAAAGAAGACCGUCAAGAGGACACUUCGAAUGAACAUCCAAUCAUAGAAGUCAAGACAGAGCCUUAUGACGUUGCCGUCUUGACAGAACAGGACCAGAUGGGACACAACUGUGGUUCAAGAUCAGAAGGUAAAUACAAAAUGGUCGAGGAGAUUUAG
Messenger RNA from Ornithodoros turicata, 797 nucleotides. RefSeq lists its product as uncharacterized. Lineage: Eukaryota; Metazoa; Arthropoda; Arachnida; Ixodida; Argasidae. Bases 306 to 797 code for a protein of 163 amino acids. The record is from RefSeq and is a predicted model, not a curated record. The transcript has 5 exons.